AUGGAACCUGUAAGUUUAUCUUCCUCGAGAAACAAAACUCUAGGCACAAGUAAACGAAUAAAGAUUAGCAGAGCAUGUGACGAAUGUCGAAAACGAAAGUAUGUCUCUCUAAACUCAGAAGUGAAGGUCAAAUGUGAUGGUGUGCAACCGUGUGGACGAUGUAAAAAGUCCAACGCUGAAUGUGUAUUUGCCAAAUUACCACCGAAACGAGGACCACCAAAACAAUAUAUGGAGAGUCUCGAGAACCGUCUUCAACGCGUUGAAAAGGCCCUCAAGUCAGUCACGGUACAUAAAAAACUCUUUGAAGAAGAGGGACGGGGGAGAAGGAGCGUUUCUUUUCCUAUCGUGAUCGCACCAAAUACGAUUGAACAACGAUUCACCAUCAAUGAAAUUGGACAGGCCGUCUAUGCUGCCACCACCACCACCACUACUUCGGCUGAUGAGAAUAAUAAAUGUCGCAUCACCAUGGAAAAUAUAACACACCUUAAUAAUGAUACCCAAUCAGAUAUAUCCGAUUCACCUAUUUCUUCUUCAAAUGCAUCCUUCUUUCCACCUAUAAAACAUGUAGAAAUCGCCAUACCAGAUCACCUUUCCUCUCGUCACAUCAUUUCAGAAGUACAACCCUUGACCGAGGUUUACUUUGAUCAUGUUCAUAAAUAUGUGCCCAUGAUUCAUAAACCUUCCUUUCUUAAACAAAUGCAUAGUUUAACUCACCCUCCUUCUCGAUUUCUCUUGUACGCUAUGUGUGCUGUCGCUACUCGUUGGUCUCCCGAUCAUAUCAUCACCAUGAACAAUAAAUCUAUGCCCGCUGGAUAUGCUUAUUAUCAACGUGCCUUUGAUUUACUCGAUGAUUUCACAGAUUCUCCUCGUAUCUCCACCGUACAAGCUCUCAUCCUCCUUGUUAAAUAUCAAGAAUAUUUUCAACGUCAAGGCUUCUUUCAUCGUUCCUAUUUUUACCUGGGCAUGGCUGUCCAAAUGGCCAUCGAUUUAGGUCUGCCUCAACAAAUCGAAUGUGAAGGUCAUGAUGCGGAGACUAGAAAAAGAACUUUUUGGGUAACUUUCAUGUAUGAUUUAUUAUCCAGUAUCGAGCAAGGUCAUGCUACUUCUUUUACGGUUCAGCAUUGCAAGACAGGUUUCCCCUUGGUGACAGGUGAAGAGGGUCCUGCCCUGGAAGAACUCGUGACCAAUCAAAAUAUCUUGAUUCAGUUAGGUAAAGUGCUCUCAGAUAUCCAUGUCAUGUCCAGAUCUAUCGCUACUCGUCAACGUACGCAAGGAGAUAAACGCACACAGGAACAAACGAUUGAAGAACAAGCUCGAUUAUUCUCUUUACAUACCCAUCUCGAGAAUUUCUUGUAUGAAGUACCUCCAACCUUGAUUUACCCACCCACACAAGACACAGAUAGCUAUCCUGCAGAGGUUCAAUUAAUUGGUGACCCUUUUAUUGGUUUCUUGCAUAUGACCUACCAUUUCAGCGUCAUCUUGUUACAUCGUAUCUACACAAGCCUAUCUCCUCCUAAAACUGAAUAUAAUUUCAUUGCCUAUCCACAUCGUCGUCUAUGUGCUGCUUCCGCUUCCAAUAUUACCAUGAUUGUCAAGACGCUCAUUGAACUGUACCCAAUCUACACUUUUCAUUAUCCUACAAGAGGUGUACAACACACCAUCCAUUGUUUAGCUACCGCCUCCACCAUACACAAGUACGAAAUGCGUCAUGCUCCCGAUGAAUUAUCAAGAGACGCUGCGAAUGACCAGUAUAUCUUAACUUUGGAACUCAUGCAACAAUUGGCUCAAGAAUCUCCUUCUACACAGGUUGCUGCUCUCUUUCCAUCCGGCAGUGGUUUCUUGCAAGAUUCUACCAUUGCUUCUAUGGCAACAGAUCCUACCCAUCUGGCCAAUUUCUUGCCCUAUUAUGAUGAUACACCUCCACCUCAAUAUGCUGAGAGUCUGAUCAGUAAACCUUACACGUCUCGUAUACGACGUCACACAGUGUCUUCCCAAGAGUUUUAUACGCCGGAUCUCAUGUUACCACAACAAGUGAUUCGAAAGCAACAAAGUUUUGAUCCUAGUACUUUAAAUAUGGAAAUCAUGUUAGUACCGGAGGAGGAUGCCAUCAUGAUGGAUUCUCAUCAUUAUGACCCUACACCGGGUAUGAGUCAAUUAUUUUUGACAGAAGGGCAGCAACAGUUAUGGGGUGAUAGUACCUUGGUUCCCACUACCGAAGCUCGAAGUGAAGGCCAUGUUAUGAAAUAA
Mucor mucedo is the source of this 2247-nucleotide messenger RNA. Its product is annotated as fungal-specific transcription factor domain-containing protein. The coding region runs from base 1 to 2247 and encodes 748 amino acids. The transcript has 4 exons. NCBI's taxonomy places the organism in Eukaryota, Fungi, Mucoromycota, Mucoromycetes, Mucorales, Mucoraceae. The record is from RefSeq and is a predicted model, not a curated record. Gene Ontology annotation, biological process: regulation of DNA-templated transcription; DNA-templated transcription. Gene Ontology annotation, molecular function: zinc ion binding; DNA-binding transcription factor activity, RNA polymerase II-specific; DNA binding.